Molecule: messenger RNA, 990 nt
Organism: Sinocyclocheilus rhinocerous
Lineage: Eukaryota; Metazoa; Chordata; Actinopteri; Cypriniformes; Cyprinidae
Exons: 3
Coding region: 1-990 (329 amino acids)
Source: RefSeq, a predicted model, not a curated record
AUGAAACGCUCACCCUAUUCCCAAUGCAAUACAUUUGAUAGCAUUAAACUAGAGAUUAAAACAACUACGCAAGGUUACUCAAAACUCAUAUGGGAGAAUAUAACUCUCGGCAUAAUGAAAACAUACAAAUAUGUAUACAUUGAUAUUUGCCAAAACACUCAUUCCAGUGAUACUAAUGAAGAUCCGAUGCGGGUCGAGAAAGCAUAUUUCCUCAUUUCUGACUCAUCUGGGGCUUUAGAUACUUCUGUCUCACUGAAUGCUGGUCUCCAACCCCGACUGCGACUGUACACAUCACUUUUUAAUUAUGUUUUGAAACGUCUAGACUUUUGGUAUGGACCAGAGUUUGAUGGAGCUAACAGAGUGAUUCCCAUCAGAAUAAAGGGGGUUGACGCUAGUCUGCAGCUCUACGCUGAAUACGGAAAAGCCUGCGCUCGACUCUACAUCAAGAAAACCUUUAGCAACUGGAAGGAUGUUCUUAAAAACUCAUGGGUGGGGUUCUACAAAAGUUCACAACAUGAAAAUAAUGACUAUUACACAUUUCAGUAUGCUGUGAACUUUGCAUUGAUCGACAACACUACCACAGAGGAUUAUGAUAUUUACCAGUACGAUGCCAGUUUGACUAUUGCUCCUGGAGUUCAAAUCCGUUUCCUACUGGACAACGAAUAUGACAAAGUUUUAGCACAAACAACGCCCUGGGAAAGGUACUAUGAUGCUAACAAUGUCAUCCCUAUUAAAAUACGGUGGUAUGAUGCUGGUCUGCAGCUCUACACUGAAGACGGUAAAGCUUGUGCUCGACUUUAUAUCAAGAAAACCUUCACAGACUGGAAAAAUAUCUUCUGGAAGUCAUGGAUGGAAGGUGGAACCGAGAAUUUUGAUAUUUAUCAGUAUAAAUCCAAAUUAACCAUUGCACCUGGAGUUCAGAUCCGUUUCAUGAUAGACAAAGGUUAUGAGAAUAAAUUAGUGCAAACUGAGCCCUGGAAGAGUGGUUAA